AAUGGAGCAUUCAGUAGAAUACACGGAUUCUGGGCCGAUCAUCAGGUAUAACGAUGAAGAAGGAAAUGAUAUUACUCCCCAGCCUCUCUACACACCUCAAGAGGACCUCAAAAUAAAGAAGAAAAAGAAGGUAGUUGCUGUGAGCACCCCAGGAGAGCCAAGUCCGAUAAUGGCGACAUUUCUCAAGAUGGCAACCUCUACUGUUUAUAAGAUGGCUGGCCUAGGAUCCUUCCAGGGUUCACAUACAUACAAGAGUGUUAUGGGUGAAUUUGAAGAGGAAGAAGAAAAGGAUGAAGAAGACGGAGAAAUGAAUCUUGAUGAGGCAACUGAGGACUUAGGAGAUAUGCAAGACAAAGGAUCAGUUUCUCUGACUGAAAGUCCGACCUUCUGGCAAAUAUCAAUUGCUGGGACAUGUGUUGCACUACCUAAAACAGAGGAAGUAUCUGAGAAGAUUCCAAAGUCCCUAAGUCUAGAUCUUACUGAGAGAUGGACUCAAACUCUAGAUCUUCCAAGAAAACGCAAAGAAACUCAGAGUGAACAGAUAGUAAUGAAGGAUUCUAGUGGACAAGCCUCAAAUAUAGAUAUUUUCAAAGCUCUUAAAUCUGUGGAGUAGAUGUACAUAUAUGGUAUUAAUAAAAUGAAUUUGUUUUGAAAAUGUUACAAUAAAAAUACAAUCAAUAUUUUUA
Molecule: messenger RNA, 686 nt
Organism: Eurytemora carolleeae
Lineage: Eukaryota; Metazoa; Arthropoda; Copepoda; Calanoida; Temoridae
Exons: 7
Coding region: 2-613 (203 amino acids)
Source: RefSeq, a predicted model, not a curated record